Astyanax mexicanus (Mexican tetra) is the source of this 5256-nucleotide messenger RNA. It is a transcript of the gene rab3gap1, whose product is annotated as RAB3 GTPase activating protein subunit 1. Gene Ontology annotation, biological process: positive regulation of GTPase activity. Bases 59 to 3031 code for a protein of 990 amino acids. The record is from RefSeq and is a predicted model, not a curated record. The transcript has 25 exons. NCBI's taxonomy places the organism in Eukaryota, Metazoa, Chordata, Actinopteri, Characiformes, Acestrorhamphidae. Gene Ontology annotation, molecular function: GTPase activator activity.
AAUACAUUUCCCACAGUGCACUGCGGGGUGGGAAAAAAAAUAAUAAACAGAGACCGUCAUGGCGGCGGACAGUGAUCCCGAGUCGGAGGUGUUCGAGAUCACCGACUUCACCACCGCGUCCGAGUGGGAGAGGUUUGUGUCCAGAGUUGAGGAAGUUCUGAAUGACUGGAAACUGAUUGGCAGCAAUGUUGGCAGACCACCAGAGAAGGGUGAAUACACCACUGGCACAUGGGAGGAGAAGUCUAAAGAGAUCAACUUUGCUGAUUUUAAGUUCUCCGUAACGCACCACUAUCUGAAGCAGGAUUCAGUGGAGAGCGAGGGGAAGGAGGAUGAGGAAGAAGAUGCCUUCCCUCUGGCCAUGCAGGACCUGCUGUGUAUGAACAACGACUUCCCACCCAGGGCUCACUGCCUCGUCAGAUGGUAUGGAGUUCGUGAGUUUGUGGUUAUAUCUCCUGGGACGAACUGUGAAGCCAUCAUCAGCGAGUCCAAGUGCAGCCUGCUCCUCAGUUCUGUCUCCAUCGCCCUGGCCAACACUGGCUGCCAGGUGCCCCUGUUUGUCCACAUCCAGCAGAAGUGGAGGAAGAUGUAUGCGGGGGAGUGCCAAGGCCCGGGGGUCCGCACUGAGUUUGAGAUGGUGCAUCUCCGCAAGGUGCCCAGCCAGUACAACCAUCUCUCAGGCCUCCUGGACAUCUUUAAAGCCAAGAUAGGCUGCCCACUGACGCCGCUGCCACCCAUCAACAUCGCCAUCCGAUUCACCUACAUCCUCCAGGACUGGCAGCAGUACUCCUGGCCUCAGCAGCCUCCUGACUUCGACGCCCUGCUUGCUGGGGAAGUGGGCGGCGUAGAGUUCGGCAAACUUCCAUUCGGCGCCUGCGAGGAUCCAAUAAGUGAGCUGCACCUGGCAACAACCUGGCCCCACCUGACCGAGGGCAUUGUUGUGGACAACGAUGUUUACUCUGAUCUGGACCCGCUACAGGCUCCUCAUUGGUCGGUUCGAGUGCGUAAAGCAGACAAUCCACAGUGCUUACUCGGUGACUUCCUCAUGGAGUUCUUUAAGCUGUGCAGUAGGAAGGAGUCCACUGAAGAGAUUCUGGGGAAGAAUUCAGUGGAGGAGGAAGGAAAAGAAAAUACAGAUAUCACACAAGCACUGUCCAAGCUGACCGAGCCCACAUCCGUGCCCAUCCCCAAACUGUCCGUCUCCAACAUGGUCCACAGCGCCCGCAAACGCAUCCGCAGACACCGCCGCCUGGACCAGUCUCCUCUCAACAACGACGUGCUCAACUCCAUCCUUCUGUAUCUCUUCCCAGAUGCAGCUCUGGAUAAGUCUGACACAAGUGAAGCCAAAGCAACCCAGUCCAACCCAGGGGGAAAGCAUGACCAGGACAAAGAUACAGAGGAUUAUAACCUGUUCAACCUCCUGAAGUCCGCCCCCUCUGACAGCCUGACCUACCGACUGGCUCUGUGCAUCUGCUUGGUCAACUUCUACCAUGGAGGAGUGAGAGCAGUGGCCCACCUCUGGCAGGAGUUUGUGUUGGAGAUGCGCUAUCGCUGGGAGAACAACUGCCUCAUCUAUGGGUUGGCUGCCGGCUCCCCUGAUCUCAGGUGCUGCCUCCUUCACCAAAAACUCCAGAUGCUGAACUGCUGCAUUGAGCACAAGAAGGCUCGGGACGAGAGCCGAAAGGAGGGCGGGCGAGACAAGAAAGAGACGGCCUCCUGUGAGAACGGGCUCCUGGGGCCUGACAGUGGACGAGCGGGGGGUUCUGGAGGGUCUCCGGGGAAGUCGUGGGACUCGUGGAGCGACAGCGAGGAUGAGUUCUACGAGUGCCUGAGCGACACAGAGGAAAUGAAGGAGGCGCCGGCUGAGGGAGCUAAAGGAGCCAAGUCCAAACCUGAUGGUCGCCUUCAGCCCCACGGCAAGCUGACCCUGCUCAACUCGGACGAGCCCCUCUACAUCCCUAUCACUCAGGAGCCGGCUCCCAUGACAGAAGACCUGCUGGAGGAGCAGUCGGAGGUGCUGGCCAAGCUGGGGACCUCAGCCGAGGGUGCGCACCUCCGCGCCCGUAUGCAGAGUGCCUGCCUGCUGUCGGACAUGGAGUCCUUUAAGGCUGCAAAUCCUGGCUGUACUCUGGAGGACUUCGUGCGCUGGUACUCCCCGAGAGACUACGUGGAGGAGGAGGUGACUGACGAGACGGGCCAGACGGUCGUCCGCGGCAACCUGAGUGCCAGGAUGCAGAUCCCGGGCAACAUGUGGGUGGAGGCCUGGGAAACGGCCAAGGCCACGCCGGCACGCAGACAGAAGAGGCUGUUCGAUGACACCAAAGAGGCCGAGAGGGUGCUGCACUACCUGGCGGUACAGAAAGCCGCUGACCUGACGCGGCACCUGCUGCCCUGCGCUCUCCACGCAGCUGUACUGAAGGUGAAGGAGGAAGAGUCAGUAGAGGACAUUCCAUCAGUGAGGAAGGCGAUUCAGCAGGUCACCUCUCACGCCAGUAAACUGCUGCGCCACCCCAACCCUGACUACAAGAAACUGGAGGAGACCAUUAACCAGCUCAUGGUGGUGGAGACCAUCAUCGCUCGAGCUCGUUCCCUCAAAGCCAAGUUUGGUUUGGGAAAAGGGGAGAAAGGAGACAAAGGAGUGGACCCGGAUGAUCUGGAGAAGUUUGUAGGCAGUUUGCUGGAGGAGCCGGAGGUGGCUGUGAUUGGUGCGGGGCGUGGCCCUGCCGGCAGCAUCAUCCAUAAGCUGUUCGUCAGCGCUCAGCGGCUGGCUGAUUCCAGUGAUGAGGCUGCUCUGUUGGCUCCAUUGGAAGACGAUCCCGGGCGAGUUGGGGGUUCUGAUGAUCGGAAACCAAUGGGAGGAGGAAGUGGAGUUCCUGAUUUCCCGCCUCCAGCUGGACGGGAGAUCCUCCUGCGUACCUGCGUUCCCCGUCCUGCACCGUACUCCAAGGCCCUGCCCCAGCGACUCUUCUGCGUCCUCAUGAGGGAGGAGUUCAGGCUGGCUGGAGCCUUCUCGUCCGACACGUCUUUCUUCUGAGGAAUUAAAAAAGAGAAAGUGCUUGAGAAAGUGGGGCUUCAGGACACAGGGUGGGGAAGAGGGUGGAGUACAUUAUGGGAUAUCUAUCAACUAUCGACUUUUUUGAGAGUUUCCCCCCUCAUGGGUAAUCGUGGCAAUGGUGGUUUCUGUGUUCUAGUCAGUUUUGGACCAAGUUGCCUUGAUCAGAUAAGGAAAAAACAGUGUUGUUAUGAGGUUAUAAUCUUAACUGGGUACUUUGGGCAACUUCAUAUCUGCGUCCGAUUAAUAGCCCUGAUUGAUACACUGUUUAUCAUGAAAAUCUGUUCAUAUCUGAAGGGUUGUCAUACUCCCAAGUAUUAUUGACCUAAGAGGUAAAAUAAUGUGUUUAAAGUGAUAUUUGAAGACACUUUCACAAUAUUAUCCAAUUCUAUUGCAAUUCAAUCCAAUUCAUCUGGACUCAUUUAUUAAACUCUCUGUAAUAAAAUGAUCAUUGGGUCAACGAUCUUCAAGCGCUGAUAAAAUAUCCUCAAUAUGCUUUAAAAAAUAUUAAGUCGAUAAAAUAUAAGAACAUUAAAGUAAAUUCAUGAUGCGAUACAAUAUUGUCAUACUAUUGCCCACCUCUGGUUUCCCUUAAAAAACUAUUCAAAUUAAACUACACUAACUAUGAUUCCCAUAAACAAACAUACAGUUGGGUCAGUGUUCUUUAUACACUGAUAAUAACAGUAUAUUGAUAUUCGCGAUAUGCUAAACUAUAUUAUUAAUAAGAUAAGAACAUCUCUUGUUCCCCACCAGCUGGUAACUUGAGGCAUGUUAAAAAAAAAUCAUAUUUUUAGUUAAAUUUUGCUAAAAAAAAAAAAAAAAAAGAGAGAGAUCUAGAUUAUCUAGGUCAGUUACAUGUGAAUAUGUGUGAAUAAAGAAUACACACGGGAUAUACACACCUUUCAAGCAGGUACAGCAGUGCUGCUGGAGUUUUUAAACACUGUGUAAAUUCUCACUGUCUUUCACUCUAUCAGACACUCCUACCUAUAGCUGCUCCAUCUUGUAGAUAAAGUAAAGUCUCUACAGACUCUCUCUUGUCCUUCAUCAGUGCUCACAGGAUGCUGCCUACAAGAUGCUGCCAUCAGGACACUGCCCAAAGAAAGUUAAUGGUACACAGGAUUCUCAAUCCUGUGACACGGAGGUGUUUAAAAACUCCAGCAGCACUGCUGUAUCUAAUACACUAUAAUGACUAAUGAUUUAAUAUAAGAAUAAAAUGCUCCUAUAUUUUUAAUGGAGCUGAAAAAAUGACAAAAGACAAAAGAGGUGGAUAUAAAGCACCUUAUGCUUUAUUAAUGUAUCUUCAACACAUGCUUACUUGUGUACAAAAUGAAUCAAGAGAAAGUUUAUAUAUAUACAUGGCAUUAAGUAGGAAAAGCCAAAGCAGAGACAGUUCAUGAGCUGAGCUGAAUUUGAGUAUUUUGGUUAUAUAGUUCGAAUGGUUUGUGCUUCAGAAUUUUUUGACAGCUUGAAAGCAGCAUAGAGCGACUGAUGUUCUCGUAUUGUAACAUUUUAGCUUUGUGAACCUAUGAAACCUAUAAAAAAAAAAAAAAAUAUAUAUAUAUAUAUAUAUAUAUAUAUAUAUAUAUAUAUAUAUAUAUAUAGUAGGUGUGACCUCAAGCCUCAUUGCACAGACCUAACUAGCUUUUAGCUUUUAGCAUAUAGCAUAUGGCGUCUUCUGAGUCCAGAAUCAGGAUUCAACACCGCACCACAUUUUGCUCCUUCUAGUUUCCCAUUAUGUCCCUCCCCAUGUCCUCAAAGCCAGUGACUCUAGAUGUUCACAUCUCUCUGUAAUGGACCAGUAACAUCACUCAAUCACCCUGGCAAUCAGUCGUCCUCAUCCUUUCACUUUCACAACAGUUACACUUCAGAUUAAACCAGGAUAUCAGUUCUUUACUAUAGAUAUGGGAGUUAAAGUUUAAAUACACCGGUUUAAAGUGCAAUUAUAGAUAGAUUGUAUAUUGUAGCCUUAAAAAAAUGUCAGUAACUGAAGCUGUCCUAGUUUGGGUCCUUGUACACGGGUCCUCGUUUCCAGUGAUUUUGUCAGAUCAUCUUGUGCAAAGUCUGUUUAAUGUUUUCCCCUCAGUAUUCAACUGCGAGUGGGUUAUAACUGUGGAACUAGCCAAAGUUGUAAAUGUCCAAUUGACAUUGUGAACACAUCCCUGGUUUAGUAUUGCUCCCCGAGAUGAAAUAAACUACUUUACUGUCAA